Molecule: messenger RNA, 2406 nt
Organism: Daucus carota subsp. sativus
Lineage: Eukaryota; Viridiplantae; Streptophyta; Magnoliopsida; Apiales; Apiaceae
Exons: 2
Coding region: 281-2311 (676 amino acids)
Molecular function (GO): RNA binding; zinc ion binding
Source: RefSeq, a predicted model, not a curated record
AGAAAAGAGAUGUGUUUAUUUCCGCGUGGGAGGGUAGUUUGGGAACUUGACAAAACCAGGUGUAUUCUCAGGAGGGGAAACACUGUAGAGUGUACCGCUUCCGCUGAAACCCUGAUUUCUUAAUUUUGUGCCCUUCCAGCUUCCACAGCGUAUAAACAUCUCGCCGAUACCAAAUUCCCAGAAGGCGCUAUGGAGUGUUAGCCACACAUAUAAGAAUCCAGUUUCUAGAUACACAUUUCUUUAAUCGCACAGGUGAGGCAGUUGAAUUUGAAGAAUUGAGAUGUCUUUGCAUCUGGGUAACCUAUCAACCCGCGUUAGUAGAAACGAGCUUGAACGUGUUUUCCGAAGGUUCGGGCCUUGCAAUAUACAAGUGAAAGAUAAAUUUGGAUUUGUAGUGUAUGAUAUUACUGCAGAUGCUGAGAAGGCUCUCAGAACACUUAGAGGAAAGAACAUUUGUGGUGAACCAGUAACUCUUUCGUGGUCCAAUAGACAGCCUAGACCGUUGGGAAGUAACAGAAGAAUUGGCAGAACUCACGAGUCACAAACUGGAAGGAGACAUGCAAAAGAAAAAUAUGGUGAUCAAAGAUUGGGUUUGGGUGAUCGACGAAAUUACAAAAGUACUGACAAGCAAACAGAUGUUGGUGAUAGAAGGCACAAGUCUGUUGACAUGGGUAAUGAAGCAAGCUACUCCAAAGAUAAUGUUGAAGUUUACAAUAGGCAAAAAGAACAUAUUGUUGGGGAUAUAUUGCCUUUUGAAGGUACAAGUAUGGAACCAAUACCAUUGGACCGUGAAAGCGAGCAAUUUGGGCAUCAAUUAAAUGAUAACAGGCUGGAUUUUGAACGUUAUGACCCUAAUAAUGCUGACAGCAAAAGGGAUGAUAAAGAUGAUCUCCAUCAUAGAACAUUUUCAGGUGCUUCACCUACCAUGAAAAAGUCUGAAGAGAAGAAAGGGACUGAGCAAACCUGCGACACAGCUUUAAAGCACCCCGAUAAUCCAAAAUCCUUACCAACUUGCUUCAAUUGCGGAAAGUUGGGUCAUAAAAGGCUGAACUGUCCCAUAGGAGAGGUUGCUAAUAGGAAUUUGACGAGCAGAAAAAACCGCAGGCAUGACGAUAAGUUCUAUCACAGAGGUAAAGGUGAAGAGGAGCUGAGAAGGCAAAGAUACAUAUCCGAGAAUGUUUUGCAGAGAAUUAGAAGUUCUGUACCAGUAAGAAAGCACUGGAAUGAGAGGAGGGAAUCCAAUUACAGUAAGCAUCAGGCGGUAAGAAGUGAUAGAAGUUCUCCUCUAGCAAUGGAAACUCAUAGAUCUGGAAGAGUGGAACACCAGGAAGGGAGGGAAGAACACCAGGAUGGAAAAAGAAGGCGAAUGGAAAGGCAAAGUCCAGUUAGACAUCAAGCAAAGAAAGCGAAAGUUGCAGAAUCGUCUCCAAUCCAUUCUGACUAUACUGCAUGUAGAUCCAGGUCACAAUCGAAAUCUGUAUCCAGGUUUAGUUCACAGUCAGGAUUGCCGUUAAGCAAGUCAAGAUCUUCGUCUUCUAAUACAACAUCACACUGCUCUAAGUUUGGAAAUCAUAAGACGACUUUAAAAUCAAGAACAAGUUCCCCUGCCUCAUUGUCUUCUCCUGUAUCUCUGGGUCAGGCCUUGCCAUCUUUAAAGGAAUUACAAAUAAAUGAGAAAAUGUCAUUGGUGAAUUCUGCGAUACACGAGACAGAGGGGGAUGAAAGGGGACAACUAGAAGGUCACGCAGGAUCGUGCGACUUUAAUCUUUGCAAUGCAAGUGGUUCCGGAGAGAACUCAAAUGCAGUCCAGUCUGUCCAAGUGGACAAAGAUGAGGGUAUGGACAAAACUAUUUUGGAUAAAAGAGAUGGUGACCAUGCUAUAAUAAAGGAUGCACAAAAAGUGGAUAAUUCGUCAGCUAUGGGGUUAGAUGAAGACCCUCUUAUUGCAGGGAAUUUGUCCACACAAGAUUUAUGUGUUGAUCUUGAUCAUCCGUCUCUAUCGACAGAUAAUCUGCAUUUGGAAGUCGCUGUUGGAUCUCACUCCUCAUCAAGCAUAACAGCAGAGGAGAUGAAUAUGGCUCUUAAAUUUUAUGGCCUGGAGCAGCCGGAAGAACAUGUACCAGUGGAUGUUUUUUUUGGUUCUGCCCGUUUGUGGCCUUGGGAGAUCAUCUUUUAUAGAAGACUUAAAAAGGGACUUAUUUCAGAUGAGAAUUAUGCACGAAGGCGUUCUCAGAAUGAUGAGUUCGGUAUUGUUGAUAAGUACAUUAGGAGUAGUAGUGGAUGGGGUGAUUUAAGUAAAAAUAGUUCGUAGAUACUUUUCAAAGCAUCUCAGUUCUAUCUAUCUGAUUAUAAAAGAAAUGACUCAGAUUAUAUUGCUACUUGUACGUUUGGAGUUUAUAUUUCCAA